GCAGCAGACAUGCGCAGCACCGCUAGGGAAGCUCGCUGUGGCGGAGGAGGCGGGACUGGCGCUGAUGCCGGCGUAGGAGCUACGAAAGCCGGCGCGACUUCGGAUUUCUGACACCCCUUGCCUCCCUGGUUCUUCUCGGGUCCGCCCUGUGCGUUCCUGCAGCCCGUGAUCCCCGCCCCCAAGCCCCCCAUCCCCUUCCCUGGCUGGCGGCUGCAGGGUACAAUGGAACAUGUAGAAGAUUCUGCCCAGAAUAUAAAGGAAGAAUCACUUCCAGGUGAAGUAGAAAAUAGAAGUGUAGUUCAGCAUGUUACUCAGGAAGAACAAGGACAACUCCUUUUUCAUGAAGAAACUAUUGAUCUUGGUGGAGAUGAAUUUGGGUCUGAAGAGAAUGAAACUGUCUCAGAGGACUCAAAUAACUUCAUAGAUAAGCUUAAUGAGCACAUGAUGGAAAGUGUGAUUAUUUCUGAUUCUCCCAACAACAGCGAAGAUGAUGCAGGUGAACUUGGUUGCUUGCAAGACAUUGUGGAACCUGCAGAAGACAAAAGUGAUCACAGUUUGGAGCAAGUACUAGAUAAAGAAGAGAUCGUAACACUGAGUAAUGAUAGUGAAACUGAUCAUGAUGAUACACCUAAAGACAUUUCUGACAUGACCAGUGACAGCAGAGCAUCUUUGAAAGAAGAGCUGACUCAAGAAGAAACAAAAGAUGAGCCCAUAUUUGGAAAUGAAGGGACAAUUGACUCAGUUCCAAGUGAUGACAAAACUAACCCAGAGGAGCAGAUGUCAGAAAUCUCUUCCAGUCAGUCUUCUAAAGAUGAUCCUAUUCCUGUGUGUACCAUUUUUAGCCAAUCAAAUCAAAUUAAUUCUCAGCCUCAGUUGUUCCUUCAUGAUGGCUUUGAACCCCAGAUGGUGAAAUCUCCUAGUUUUAGCAGUGCAAGUGAAACUUCUUCCAAGACCCCACCACAAGUGGUUCAGCCAAGUCCUAGCCUGAGCAAAUUUUUUGGAGAUACUGUUAAUACUAAUUCCUUGGCUUCUGAUUUUUUUGAUUCGUUUACUACCUCCACUUUUAUUUCUGUCAGUAAUCCUAAUGCAGGCACUUCAGUGCCAGAAAAACUCUCCUCACUUUCUACCCCAGUGGGAGAGAGUUCUCCUGAUUCUGCUGAUCCUUCUUAUUCCAUGGGGAUGGAAAGAUCAGAAUCUGGUGUUUCCACAGCAUCUCUAGAAACUUCUCAGUCUCCAAAGCCAUUCUCACAGAUCCAGGCUGUGUUUGCAGGGAGUGAUGACCCCUUUGCCACAGCUCUGAACAUGAGUGAAAUAGAUCGAAGAAAUGAUGCCUGGCUUCCCAGUGAGGAAACAAGAAAUGUUUUAAUUUCUGUAGCAACUCAACAAUAUAGCACAGUAUUCAUAGACAAGGAGAAUCUCACAAUGCCAGGCUUAAAAUUUGACAAUAUUCAGGGAGAUGCAGUUAAAGAUUUGAUGCUUCGUUUUCUGGGUGAACAAGCUGCAGCAAAGAGACAAGUUUUGAAUGCUAACUCCGUGGAACAGUCUUUUGUUGGAUUGAAACAGCUAAUCAACAGCAAAAAUUGGAGGGCAGCAGUUGACCUGUGUGGACGACUUCUUACAGCCCAUGGCCAAGGCUAUGGCAAAAGUGGGCUGCCUACCAGUCAUACAACAGAUUCUCUGCAGCUCUGGUUUGUGAGGCUGGCCCUGUUGGUGAAGCUGAGCCUUUUCCAGAAUGCUGAAAUGGAAUUUGAGCCUUUUGGAAAUCUGGACCAGCCUGAUCUUUAUUAUGAGUACUACCCUCAUGUGUAUCCUGGACGAAGGGGCUCAAUGGUGCCUUUCUCAAUGAGGAUUUUGCAUGCAGAGCUUCAGCAGUAUCUAGGAAACCCUCAAGAGUCACUUGAUAGACUUCACAACAUGAAAACCAUCUGUAGUAAGAUACUGAGAAAUUUGGAACAAGGCUUAGCUGAAGAUGGGAGCAUGAAUAACAUUACACAAGAAAAUAGGCUUGCCUCUGUUCAGCUGUGGAGGUCACGUCUGGGCCGGGUGAUGUACUCCAUGGCAAACUGUCUGCUAAUGAUGAAGGAUUAUGUACUUGCUGUAGAUACAUAUCAUUCAGUUAUCAGAUACUACCCAGAACAAGAGCCUCAGCUGUUGAGUGGAAUUGGAAGAAUUUUCCUUCAGAUUGGAGACAUAAAAAUGGCUGACAAGUAUUUUCAAGAUGUUGAGAGAGCAGCACAGAAAUUGGAUGGACUUCAGAGUAAAAUAAUGGUUUUAAUGAACAGAGCAUUCCUUCAUCUUGGACAGAAUAACUUUGCAGAGGCUCACAAAUUCUUCACAGAAAUUCUGAGGAUUGAACCAACAAAUGCAGUGGCUAAUAACAAUGCUGCUGUUUGUCUGCUUUAUCUGGGAAAGUUGAAGGAUUCCCUCCGGCAGCUGGAAGGGAUGGUUCAGCAGGAUCCUAAACACUACCUACAUGAGAGUGUUCUUUUCAAUUUGACAACUAUGUAUGAACUGGAGUCAUCCCGAAGUAUGCAGAAGAAGCAGUCUCUGCUUGAGGCUGUAGCUGUCAAAGAGGGUGACAGCUUUAACACUCAGUGUCUCAAGUUAGGAUAGAUCAUUUAAUUUUGCCAGUUCUUUUCCUAAAAGGAUAAUUAAAAAACUGUAUAUACCAAAGCUAAUAUAUAAAUGUUACUCUAACAGAUUUUUUAAAAUCUCUUGUAUUAUUGUAGUUUGGAGAGUAGCUGAGGUGUCUAAAGGGCAUCUGGAGCAACCACCCAGGCUCUCCCAGCCCUGACAGUUUAUUGAGCUUCAGCCAGCUUUCUCCCUGCAGCCCUGCCACUAUUUUUGGAGGAAAAGGAGGUAAACAUACUAUUAGACUGUUAUUCAUAGCUAGAGACAAUUCAGAUUAUGCAGUUGGAGGCCUUUUGUUUACUCACUGAAACUAACCUGCUUCAUUUAUUUAUUUCUGAAUAUCCUAAGAGAGAAGUUGAAAAAUAUAAUACAAACUAAACUCAGUAUAUGCCCAAGUAUUCAAGGGAAUUUAUGAAUAAUGAAAGGAGAUUUCAAACACAGACUGCCAUUUAUCUUCUACAACUGCUAGUCACCUUCUCCUGCAUCUCCCUAAAACUAAAAUGCAUCAGUUUUAUUAAUCAAAUUCUUUUUCAACCUCAUGCUUAAAACCUUGGGCUCUCAGACAUGUUUUUUAAUCCAGGGGGAAGAAUCCAUCAUUAAAUCUCUUCUCUUUUGUACUUUAUAAAGUAGGGGCAGGGGAAUGAAACAUAAAUGAAGUGUGAUUUUUGAAGGUGAAA
This is a messenger RNA of Trichosurus vulpecula (common brushtail), 3308 nucleotides long. It is a transcript of the gene TRAPPC12, whose product is annotated as trafficking protein particle complex 12. Gene Ontology annotation, cellular component: Golgi apparatus; TRAPP complex. The transcript has 12 exons. Lineage: Eukaryota; Metazoa; Chordata; Mammalia; Diprotodontia; Phalangeridae. The record is from RefSeq and is a predicted model, not a curated record. Gene Ontology annotation, molecular function: protein binding. The coding region runs from base 223 to 2613 and encodes 796 amino acids.